AUGGCCCACAUCAGUUCCAACUUCAUCCUACUCUGUUUACUCUUUUUCAUCUCACCAGGUCAAGGCCAAGCCAAGAGCAACCUAACCGUCUACACCUCCAACACUGUCCCAAAGGUUGGUUCAAACUCAACACAAGAUGUCGCCAACUACACCGCACCAAUGUUCCCACUGCUGGGCUUCAAGCAGUACAAGAACAACCCCAUCCUGGCACCCAAUCCAAAGUCCAACUGGGAGUCCGCCUACCUCUACAACCCAGCCGCCAUCGUAAUCGACAACAAAGUCUGGCUCCUGUACCGCGCUCAGAAUGAAAGCCUCGUCUCGACCAUCGGCCUCGCCUGGUCCACCGACGGUUUCAACUUCACCCGCUACACCAAACCCGUCGUCCAGCCCUCCGAGCCCUACGAAACCAAAGGCACAGAAGACCCGCGAGUCGUGCGAAUCAAUGGGACAUUCUACAUGACCUAUACCGGCUACGACGGCACGCUCGCGAGACUGUGCCUCGCCACCUCCACCAACAUGGUAAAUUGGACGAAGUACGGUCCUCUUCUGCCCAACAUCACCGACGUCAACUACCGCUACGACCUCCCCAUCAACGCCUACGCCCCCCGCGAAGGCUGGAGCAAGAGCGGCGCCAUCGUGCCAGAGAAGAUCCACGGACUCUACCACAUGCAAUUCGGCGACACCUGGCUCUACACCGCCAACUCCACGGACCUGAUCCACUGGAACUACACCCGCAACGACCUCCCCUUCGCCCCGAAACUCACUGUCUGGGAGCAAGCGCUCAUGGAAUCCGCCGCGCCGCCCGUGAAAACCCGGGAUGGGUACUGGAUCAAGAUCUACAACGGCGUCGGGCUCGGGCCGGGGGGUUACGUGACGGGGAGUUAUAACACCGGGCAGAUGUUGCUGGAUAUGGAGAAUGUGCCGCGGGGGCCGCCGGUGGCGAGGGUGGAGACGCCUUUGCUCAGGCCGUUGACGGAGGAGGAGACGGAGGGGCAGGUGGAUAAUGUGUUGUUUAGUGAGGGGUUGGUGCAGUUUGGCGGGGAGUGGAAGAUGUAUUUUGGGCAGGGGGAUCAGUUUUUGGGGGUUGCUACGGCGGCGUUGCAGCCGUGA
Saxophila tyrrhenica is the source of this 1110-nucleotide messenger RNA. RefSeq lists its product as uncharacterized. Lineage: Eukaryota; Fungi; Ascomycota; Dothideomycetes; Mycosphaerellales; Extremaceae. The transcript is spliced from 3 exons. The coding region runs from base 1 to 1110 and encodes 369 amino acids. The record is from RefSeq and is a predicted model, not a curated record.